Messenger RNA from Rhagoletis zephyria (snowberry fruit fly), 4171 nucleotides. Its product is annotated as Chromatin assembly factor 1, p180 subunit. Lineage: Eukaryota; Metazoa; Arthropoda; Insecta; Diptera; Tephritidae. Gene Ontology annotation, cellular component: nucleus; CAF-1 complex. The record is from RefSeq and is a predicted model, not a curated record. Gene Ontology annotation, biological process: nucleosome assembly.
GGUGCUGCAAAAAAAUCCAGCGGUAAGAAGCUUGUGCAGGCACGGCUGCCGUUUAAAAUAAUUUCAUCCGCUACUACGCCGUCUGCGGGAUGCUCUGCAGCUUCCAAGGAGACAGAAACGGUGGCAAAGGAUGCUAGAAAACGCAGGUUGUCGUUUGAUUAUGAAGAAAAGUCUGAAUCGGCACAAGAUGAAUCUGAUGCGUUACGUGGUCGAUCGGCUAGUAAAGAAAACUUAACCAGCGCAAAGAAAAAGAAAAUAGAUGAUGAUAACGAUGUUGUAUUAUUGGAUGAUGAUGAUAUCUUGGAAGACGAAGAUGAAAAUAAGGCAAAAGAAAAGGGGGAUGAUCAAGAAUUAAUCAUAAAAAAGCAGGACAAAAACUUGGCUGUAGCUUCACCGAAUACCAUUAAAUCAAAGCCAUUAAAAAAAAAGAACGCAUCAAAUUCGCCACAUACACCCAAACCGAAAGAGAUCAAAGGUAAAGAGACCGGUACUCCAAAAAGUAUUAACGUGAAAAAGUCUAACACACCUGGAAGUGCGAAAAAUAAAUCUAGCGGGAGUAAAGCAAGUGGAAGCGCACCAAAAGUGCAAAUAAAAUUGCCACUUGGCAGUGGAAAGGCUAACAAGCGUAGGAAAUCGAAGAUGCCUGUAGAGUGCGUUGACGCAGAACUCGUUAUAUCCAGUGAUGAAAAUGAGUCCAAUUCAGUAAAACGACCAAAGGUAGAAGGCAAUUCUAAAGAGCUCGAACUCGUUGAAAAGGCUGAAGGGGUAAUCGAUUUGGAUUCCAAUAAAGUGUGCACUACCACUGUCGAAGAAGUAAGCAAUUCAGGAUCGGAAGUGAAUUCCAAUGUUUUACUACUAGAAAUUGGCGGAAUCGAAACUGAUGUUCUUGACUCAGAAUUAGACAGCAGAUGUAGUUCUACUACGAUUGCUUCAAAAGGGGGCACAACAGAUCAUGUAGUUCAAUCUCAAGAUGGAGAUAAUGUUGCCAAUAAACCUGAAGAAUCUAAUUCUUCGAAACCUGCGUCUGUACAAUCUAGCAAAGACAAAGUCCAGAGCCAUGAUUCAAAUAGUUCUACAAUAAAAAGUGAUAUGGAUGUAAUUUCGGGUUCCGCAACUAAGAUUGAACAUACGACAACAAAGGGAAAACAAUCAGUAGAAAAGAUCACAUCGUCAACGGAAGAUAUCCAGGCAAAAGUUACCGAUAAAGAAUCCGCAGAUAUCUCUGUUGUUAUCGCGAGUUCUUCAGAUUCUGAAAAUUCGUCUACGGUCAAUGAGGAAUCAAAAUCGUAUGCUGAGGAAAGCGCUCAUAAAGUUCGAGGCACCCCAAAAAUAACUAAGGAAGAUUCAAAUACGGCGCUGAAGAAGAACCUAACGCCUAAGCAAAUUAAAUUAAUGGAACAACGGCGCAAAGCGCGUGAAGAAAAAGAGCGCCGGUUGCAAGAAGAAAGAUCGCAAAAACAGCGCGAGAAAGAAGCCAAAGAGUUGGCAAAAAAACGAGAACGAGAAGAACGUGAGGAGCAGCGACGCAAAGAACGGGAAGAAAGGGAUGAUCAAAAGCGCAAAGAACGCGAAGAACGUGACGAACAGAAACGUAAAGAGCGAGAGGAGAAGGAAAGGAAGCGUCUGGCAGAGCAGGAGGCCAAAAACGAAGAAAAGCGUAAGCGGAAUGAAGCAAAGGAAGAAGAGUUACGUAAAAAAGAAGAGGAGCGUAAACGCAAGGAAGGCGCAGAUUUGAAAGCCAAAAAGGAGGCGGAAGCUUUUCAAAAGUUCUUCAAAACAAAAUGCAUAUCAAAUGGAGAUGGUGAUGCAGGCCAGCAGCAGGCGUAUCAGGAUGAUGGUUGUGAUCCUGAAACACUCGCCUUUCGUCCAUUUGAAGUGAAAGGUGAUAUGAAGUUGGCACCUGUACGUCGCAAACAAUUAUCCCCAGAGCGAAAGCAGCAACUAGACUCAUGCGUUGAUGCGUGCAUGGACAGCUUGACCAAAAGCCAAGAUUUGUACCUAGCGGAAUUGAAAAAUGGCAAAGUAAACCCUGGUAGAUGGAGACGCAUAUCAGUAGAUACGAAAGCAUCUGAUGACGACAUUCAAAUCAUAGAUGAUGAUCUUGAUCGUGCAGGAUUGGCAAUUGUUGAGGAAACACACGCUCCCAUUGAACACUUUCGGGCCAAAUUUUAUAAAUUCCAUGAGAAUCGUAGACCACCCUAUUACGGUACUUGGAGGAAAAGAACGAGCGUUAUAAAGCCAAGGCGCCCAUUUGUACAGGAUACGAAACAUUUUGACUAUGAAGUCGACUCUGACCUUGAGUGGGAAGAAGAAGAGCCUGGCGAAUCCUUAGAUGGCAGUGAUGACGAAAAGGAGAAAGAGUCGGAGGACGAAGACUAUGAGGUUGAUAAUGAAUGGUUUGUUCCACAUGGCCAUCUCAGCGAAGAAGAGUUGCAAAAUGAAGAUGAGGUUCUCGAUGCAAAUACACGUGAGGCACAAAAGGCUAAACUGCGAGUGCUGCAACAAGAAUUUGCACAAGAGAUGAAAAAGAAAACGGAAAAAAUCAAGCCACGCCUUAUUGGCUGUAUUUGGAUAGAUGAAAACGGCAAUCAACCCGCGUUGUGUCCGAAAAUUAUCUGGGAUACCUUAAACAUCCGUGCAAUGUUAUGCGAACGUCCACCACUACUGGAAGAUCCUGAAGUACCCGAAAAGAGUGAACUUGGUUCUCCAACAUCCAACGGAAACGAGAAAACGGUUGAAAAGGUGAAACCCAUCAAAUUAACCGAUCGAAUGCUGAAGGACUUAGUGUGCCUAGUACACGGCAAUCAACAUUCCAAAAACUUCCUAAUAAAAGAAUUUAUAGCGUUCUUGGAAGCCAAUGAGGAAUCUAUAAAGAACGGAGAAGUUCGGGGACCCAUCAAAUCGAUAGUACGAGAAAAAAUUGACGAUUUUGCAGAAUGGACAAUUACAGAUUCGGUAAAGGUUUUACAAAAUAAUAAGAAGAAAAAUAAAAAACGUUUGUGCUGGGUUGUAUCUGCCGAUGUAUUAAAAAAGAUGGAUUUGGAAAAUCUGGGUUUACGUAACACUUGGAAGUACACAUUGCAACCAAGAGUCGGAACGGAUGAAAGUACACGGGCUGAGAUUGAAGUUGAAAAAGAAGCAACUGCAAAAGAAACGACAGAAGUAGUUGGUAAUGAGGAAAAGGAAGGAGAGAUCGAAGUAGAGUCCAAAACAAAAAAAGGAAAAAAUAAAUCGGUCGGCCAUCCUAAAAAGGAGAAAAAGACAACAAUAGAUUUAAAAACAACUUCUGAUGAAAGCAAACCAAUAGCGGAAAUAACAACAACAACAACUCCUUCACCAGCAGAAGCAACGACAAAGGUUAAAAAGCGGGUGCCUCUUCUAAUGUCUGUGGCGCGUGGACAACAAAUAUCACAGCCAACAAAAAAUGCUCUCAUCAGCGAAUUUCUACAGAAGUCCUCUGCGGAAAAAGAAGCGAGUUCUAGUAAGAAUGCCAGCGCUGCUUCAAACCCCGUUUCUAAAGGAGUCGUCGAAGUGAUCGAACUCGACUAAUCUACUUGUAGUGUUUAAUUUAGUUUUAUUUUUUAUCGUAGUACUCUCAUACAUCAACUAUCCCCUUAGUUUACCACAUUCUACUUGCAUACGAAAACAAUAUACAUAUUCAAACGCGCGAAUAGUUGGUGUGGUCAAUGCAUUUAGUUAAGUAUUUAAUAUCCAACUGCAGACAUGGACAGAAUAUAUCCAAGCAAAUGUUCUCAAUCAAAUACUUACCCCGGAAAAUAUUUCAAGACUAGUUGUUGUAACAGCAUACUGAUUCCCCGAAGAACAUUUGUGAAAAGAUGCUGAAAAGUGACAGUCCUUGGCCAGAUAUGAAUCUGGGUCGUUCCGUUUACGUAGACCCGACUGUCGUAGGAACGAGGUUUCGGGAAUGAAGCUGAACUGACAGUCCUCGGACAGAUAUGAAUCUGGGCCGCUCAGGUUACGUAGACCCGACUGUCGAGGGACGAUCUGUUUAAAUUGGUUAGUUUACUAAAUUACUAUAAACUAUUGUUAGUUCCAUAUAUUCUUAUAUAGACAUGGUCAGAAAGAGUUAAAAGUUGUAUUUCGUUUAUGCGUUAAUGUAAAAUACAUAUACUUACUUAUAUGAUUAACGAGUUAAUAAGAAAUUAAAUUU